AUGGCCUGGCUUCGAGCCCAACCCCCGCGCACUGCACGUGCACGGAGCAAUUGGAGCACAUGUGUCGGAAGCCUUUUCCUUCUGACACUCCCCUUGGCAGCGCUGCCUGGACCCGCCUGGGUGCCCGCGGUGGCCAGGCGAGCCACCGGCGAGUGGGGCCGUUCGGCCACGGCCGAAGAGCUUGAGGCGGAGGUGCCUACGCUUUAUGUCUAUGAUCAUUGCCCGUACUGCGUCCGAGCCCGGAUGAUUUUUGGGUUGAAAAAGACACCUUUCAAGUUGGACUUCUUGAUGAAUGACGACGUCGUGACCCCUACCAGAAUGAUUGGCAAGAAGGUUCUCCCGAUAAUGGAGAUUGACGGCGAAGCCAUGGGCGAGUCCCUGGACAUUGUCUCAAAGGUCGAUGCCCUGGAUGACACUCCGAUUCUGUCCAAGGCCGCUGGCCGCAAAGACAUUAGCACAUGGCUCAGCGACAACAAGGACCUCCUGCGCAAGAUCACGAGGCCUCGUGAUGCCAUGGCCUUGUACCCCGAGUUCUCCACGAAAGCCGCGCGGGCCACGUGGGUGAAAAACCACCAACUCUCUGGCAUGACCUUCGAGGAAGCACUUGAGACAAGCGGGCCGCUACUGGAAGAGCUGAAUGGGAAGCUGCCGGAGCUCAGCGAGAUGCUCCACAGCUCUGAGUCAGUCAAUGAAGGUGGCUAUUCUUACGACGACAUCACCUUGUUCCCCACUUUGCGGAGGCUUACCAUCGUGAAGGACGUGAAGUGGCCCGAGAAGCUCCGGCAAUAUGUGGAGCACAUAGCCGACAUCUCUGACGUGCCAUUGCUAGAUGCGAUGGCGCUGUAG
Messenger RNA from Symbiodinium natans, 846 nucleotides. Lineage: Eukaryota; Dinophyceae; Suessiales; Symbiodiniaceae. The record is from the annotation of a GenBank genome assembly.